CACCAGACUGGGCAGAAGAAUAUAAGCCAAAAACUUAUAUCUUUGCUAAUAUAUAUAAUCACUUAACAGAACCAAUUACGCUACGAGAACUUAACGAGACCCUAACCGAAUCUCCUUUAAAGAAAGCUCCAGGACUCACUGGCAUAACAAACAAGAUGCUUAAACACCUAGGCCCUACUGGUGACUCGACAUUUCUACAUAUCCUCAAUGCUUGUCUUUCCCUACAAACCAUACCAACAACUUGGUUACAAGCAAAUCAAUAUUUUACUCAAAUAUAA
This is a messenger RNA of Dentiscutata erythropus, 278 nucleotides long. Lineage: Eukaryota; Fungi; Glomeromycota; Glomeromycetes; Diversisporales; Gigasporaceae. The record is from the annotation of a GenBank genome assembly.